Messenger RNA from Scatophagus argus, 3755 nucleotides. It is a transcript of the gene mat2aa, whose product is annotated as methionine adenosyltransferase II, alpha a. NCBI's taxonomy places the organism in Eukaryota, Metazoa, Chordata, Actinopteri, Scatophagidae. Gene Ontology annotation, biological process: S-adenosylmethionine biosynthetic process. Gene Ontology annotation, cellular component: methionine adenosyltransferase complex; cytosol. The transcript has 9 exons. The coding region runs from base 253 to 1443 and encodes 396 amino acids. The record is from RefSeq and is a predicted model, not a curated record. Gene Ontology annotation, molecular function: methionine adenosyltransferase activity; ATP binding.
GGCUGCUGACAAAUGACUGAAAAGGUCUGAAGAAGUUGCUCGGCCCAGAUACCUGCAGUCGUCCUACAAGCGUUUGAGUUCACAGGGUGAGCUGAAUACUGAAGCACCGUCAUUGCGUUGUGUGUCUCUGUGUGAGCAGGAGACCGAGGUAAAGGUUGUAAAACCCGUCCAGCCUUUAAACAUUUCAAGCACAUCUCUGUAUCUGAGCAGCUAACGCUAGCUUGUUGGCUAACAGCACGUUUAUUGAAAAAAAUGAACUGCCAGCUGCCCGGUUUCCAUAACAACUCGCUCACUGAUGGAGACCUCUUCCUCUUCACUUCGGAAUCGGUCGGAGAAGGACACCCCGAUAAGAUUUGUGACCAAAUCAGUGAUGCUGUUUUGGACGCACACCUGAGCCAAGACCCCGAUGCCAAAGUAGCAUGCGAGACUGCUGCUAAGACGGGGAUGAUCCUGCUGGUGGGGGAGAUCACCUCCAAUGCCAUUGUUGACUACCAGAAGAUUGUCAGGGACGCAAUCAAAAACAUAGGCUAUGAUGACUCCUCCAAAGGAUUCGACUAUAAGACCUGCAAUGUGCUGGUGGCUUUGGAGCAGCAGUCCCUUGACAUCGCUCAGGGCGUUCACGUGGAUCGAAAGGAAGAGGACGUGGGAGCUGGUGACCAGGGUCUGAUGUUUGGAUAUGCUACUGAUGAGACUGAGGAGUGUAUGCCCCUCACUAUUGUCCUGGCUCACAAGCUCAAUGCCAAGAUGGCUGAACUGCGCCGAAAUGGAACACUGCCGUGGCUCCGACCUGAUUCCAAAACUCAGGUAACUGUUCAGUACAGGCAGGAUCGCGGCGCCAUGGUGCCGUUGCGUGUGCACACCAUCGUGGUCUCUGUGCAGCACGAUGAGGGUGUAAGUUUGGACGAGAUGCGCCAUUGUCUGAAGGAGCAGGUAGUGAAAGCUGUGGUGUCCAGUCAGUACCUGGAUGAUGAAACCAUAUACCACCUGCAGCCCAGUGGUCGCUUUGUCAUUGGAGGACCGCAGGGUGAUGCUGGUCUGACUGGGCGUAAAAUCAUUGUCGAUACUUAUGGGGGCUGGGGUGCUCAUGGAGGCGGAGCUUUUUCUGGGAAGGACUACACAAAGGUAGAUCGCUCUGCUGCCUAUGCAGCCCGCUGGGUGGCCAAAUCUCUGGUGAAAGCUGGGCUCUGCAGGCGUGUGCUGGUCCAGGUAUCCUAUGCUAUUGGAGUCGCCCAUCCACUCUCUGUCUCCAUCUUCCACUAUGGGACUUCCCAGAAGAGCGAAAAGGAGCUGCUGGAAAUUGUGAAGAACAACUUUGACCUCCGUCCUGGAGUUAUCGUGAGGGAUCUUGACCUGAAGAAGCCAAUCUACCAACGCACAGCAGUUUAUGGUCACUUUGGUCGAGAUGUCUUUUCAUGGGAGGUGCCCAAGAAGCUGAAAUACUGAACCCCCUUCCCCUUCUUAUUUCCCAGUGGGCUUCGGGUGUACCACAGAUAAACGUGUGUUUGUCUUCCUUCCUCCCCCUCCCUCCUCUUCCUCCUCACACACACAGCUACUUCACCAAAACCCCUACUACAUGAAAAGAGACAACAAUAGUUUUUCAGAUGCCAACAUAUUAAAUUGAACAGACACGUUGGACAAAUUUUGUGUACAGAUUUGAGCAGUGCUGCUGGCUUUUAAUCACCUCUGUUCAACUGGCUCACCUCAUACAUGCUUGUAUUUCUACAGAUCUUAUAAUAAUUAACAACAGUCUAUAUUUAAAUUGUAUUUAUGGCAGAUUUCCAGAAGAAAUUUCUGGGUACUUAUCAGUAAUGACUGUUCUGUAAGUAUUCCGCAGCUUUUAAAUUCAGAAUCUCACUGCAGUUUAGUUGUAAAUGUGAUCAGGGGUUGGCUUCCUUUCUUAUGUCAUUUCCCAAUUUUUGGAUGAAGGGUUAAUGACAGUUUAGCAUCCAAAACAAAAAAAACAUCAGCUUUCUUCCCCUCACAUCCUUCACCCUCACUGUUACUGAUGGCACAAUUAGAGUCAAAUGGUUGUCAAGUGAUUUUGACUUUGUUAUUUUUCUCAUGUGUUGUCCCUUCAGACCAUUUUUUUCUGGCGUUAUACAGAGAAGUCAGAAGCUGCUAAUGAUUGUGUGGUUAUGUUGGGCUGCACCAUGAAAUCACUUUUUACAAAUUUUUGUAAUAUAUUUUGUUGAUUUAAAUGUCAUGUGAGUGUUCCAAAUGAUGAAUGUCUCAUUCUACUGAUCAAGAUAAAGGCAGCGGUACAGCACUUCCCCGCUCCUGAGGAUGACUCUGGGUGUAGAUACAGAGAAACCCAGGCUCAGUCACCUCUGGACAGGGGCUGCCUUUAUCCCAGAGAUUUAACAGAAUACUUGAAAUCAUUCACAGCAUGGCGUUUGACUAUAUUUGGGACCGAACAGUUUGACCAGCAAGCAGUGAUAUAUGUGCGUGUGUUUAAUGCCAAGUUUCUGUACCUAAACUGUUUUCUACUCAGUCAUGAAUAGUUUGGGUCCUUCAGUCUCACCUGCACACAGUGUGAAAGGUGGGCUGACAUGGAAGAAGAUGAAGAGCAGAGCCACAGACAGAAAAAAAAAAGUGAAAGAGGCACACAGUCAGCUUAGUGAAUGUAAGUCAUGGUAUUACUGCUCCCGUCAUCUCAGCAUUAUAAAUGAGGACAUGGGAUCAGAUAUUUUGAUUUAGUACUGGUGAUUUAGAAUCUUUCACAUUGGCUCUUAAUGAUACCAAAAAGGAAAAGGCUUCUGUUGUCAGCGUUACAUGUGCAAUUGUUCCCAAAUGAAUGUGCUUGCAAUUGACACUUGUUUUUUUUUUUUUAUUUAUUUGUUUUUAAAAACAUAUUAAUUUUUUACACCUUAAAGACUUUUGCAGAGUUUACUUGCAGUAAAUGCAAAAAAAUAAGCUGAGGAAAGAUAUUUGCCGCAGACCAUGGCCAGAUUUGAACCCAUGACUGUGAAUACACAGUCUAUGCCUUCAAAUGCUUCCACAGUUGCCCUCUGCUUUAGUCUACUCCUGGGUGUGUAUUCUCACAAUAAAGCUGCAGAUUUGAGACUAAGCCAGCUGUCAGCCUGAGUGAGACUGAAAUUUACCUUAACAUCAUCCAAGUUGGUACCUGGUCUGAUCUGUGCACAGUUAGUAUGUCUAUAAUGUCUACAACAUGUAGCUAGGUGGUACUGGUACUGUGUUCCUAUAUAUAACACUGACUUUUUCGUUCCACUCUGAUAGCACUGAUAUGUUGCCUUUACUUUGGCUGCACAGGCAUCACCUCGUGGUUCCCUGAGUGUACUUUGGCUCUAUGGCUCCUUUCUGACAAAUCUCAGACAGGAACCAUAGAGAUUAAUCUGUCUCCUCAUCAUCCAGUGAAAUUAAUCAAUCUGUAAGGAUUUUCUUUUUUCUUUUCUUUUUCUUUUUUCCAUCCUCAAGCUUAUCCACAGAUGAGACACAUGAUUGGUUGGUGUUGUACAGAGAAACCAGCUUGUUUACAUGGUCUCCAGCGGUGGGUUUUUAAGAAACAUUUUUUUUCCCCCUCAGUUCCUUCAGUUCUUAAAUGAUCAGAAGUGAGUCUGUCAGUGUGGUUGCUAUAUGUGUAAAAGUGCCUUUUUCUCAUGAUCUGCAAUGCCCUCCCACACCCACCUUCCCUUUCUACCAAAGUUUCUCCUCUUCAAUAAUUCACUCUGAGGAGUCGGAUUUGUUGUUGAGUUUCUCUUUAAAGCCCUUCAAAUAAAAUGCACUCCUUGAGUUCA